This is a messenger RNA of Tachysurus fulvidraco (yellow catfish), 3258 nucleotides long. RefSeq names its product pleckstrin homology domain containing, family A (phosphoinositide binding specific) member 1b (gene plekha1b). Gene Ontology annotation, molecular function: PDZ domain binding. Bases 175 to 1560 code for a protein of 461 amino acids. Gene Ontology annotation, cellular component: membrane; cytoplasm. NCBI's taxonomy places the organism in Eukaryota, Metazoa, Chordata, Actinopteri, Siluriformes, Bagridae. The record is from RefSeq and is a predicted model, not a curated record. The transcript is spliced from 13 exons.
CCAUCCCCUCCCCCCGCUGUCUGUGUGUGAGGUAGCUUGUAGGUAACAGAGCGCUCGCGCAGUCGGAAGUUUGUGUUGGAGAUGGGCUGAAAGUCUGAGAGAAAUCCACCUUGGCGCGGACGACGAGUGGUUUUCCCCAGGAUUUAUAAACUCUUGUGAUGCUCAGACCCAGCUAUGCCUUACGUGGAUCGGCAGAACCGCAUCUGUGGCUUCCUGGACAUUGAGGAAAAUGAGAACAGCGGCAAGUUCCUGCGCCGCUACUUUAUCCUGGACACAAUGGAGGGCAGUCUGGUGUGGUACAUGGACAACCCGCAGAACCUUCCAGAAGGAACCCCAUGUGUUGGCUCCCUGAAGCUCACGUACAUCUCCAAGGUUAGCGAUGCAACCAAACUGCGACCCAAGGCAGAGUUCUGCUUCGUGAUCAACGCUGGAAUGAGGAAGUUCUACCUGCAGGCCAACGACAAACAGGACCUGGUGGAAUGGGUCGCUGUGCUCAACAACGCCACCAAAAUCACGGUCCCAAAGUUGGGUGAGCCGUGCGGGCAGAACCCAGCGGAGGCAUGCGCAGAUGUCCUGGGUGCCAUGAAGCAGGUCUCCUACAAGACCGAGAUCAUCGGUGGAGUUCCCAUCAUCACCACCACACAGGAGAAGGCUGAAGGGCAGAACGGGGCAGAGAGAGGGACACUGAGGAAGCCUCAUGGCCAGGUGCCCUACUACCUAAGCCGAGCCAACCAGGACCAAUCGGUGGUGAAGGCUGGCUUCUGCGUUAAACAGGGAGCUGUGAUGAAAAACUGGAAGAGACGAUACUUCAUGCUGGACGACAACAACAUCAGUUAUUUUAAAUCAGACCUGGAGAGAGAGCCACUCCGGGUUAUUCCACUGAAGGAGGUUACUAAAGUCCAGGAGUGUAAGCAAAGUGAUUUGCUGAUGAGGGAUAACCUCUUUGAGCUCGUCACUACCUCACGAACAUUUUAUAUUCAGACGGACAGUCCCGAGGAGAUGCACAACUGGAUCAAGGCCAUUUCCGGAGCGAUCGUAGCCCAGCGAGGCCCCGGCCGCUCUGCAGCUUCAGAGCGCAGGGAAUGCCCUUCCAGCUUUUACUGCAGUGAACAAGGCCCCCCAGUCCCUCGCUCACCCAUCUCCACCGAACCCCACUUCCCAGAAUGCCACUUCCCAGCGGGCCAUCAGCAUGGCGUGGGACGAGCCAGACCUCAGCGGCCUCCUGCGGGGCAGCCCACGUACCCGUCUGUCACUCCAGGAGUCUCCCCGCCUGUUUUUCAAUUACAGGAAAUAGUUUAUCCUGGCCAGGAUGGCAGUGGAUCUCCAGAACAUUCAUCUAUCCAUGCAGUCAGCCAGCUGUCUAUCAGCACCUUUGAUCCAUCCAUCAAAACCUUCCAUCCAUCCAUUCAGCCCACCAACAUCUUCAGUCCGUUCAUCCAUCCAUCAAAGCCUUCUAUUCAUUUUUCCAUCCAUCUAAUUAUUCGUGUCUUUGACACUGUAAAGGAGCAAUGGAAAACCGUUCUUCUGAAGAUCUUCCUUCCACUCAGCAUGCUCCUCUGACCAUCAACGGUGCCACUGUGGAGAGAGUGGAUAGCACCAAGUUCUUGGGUGUGGUCAUCACAGAGGACCUCUCCUGGACUGGAAACACAGCAGCACUGGCCAAGAAAUCACAGCAGAUCACAGCAAUCUUCCUCCGCAAACUGAGAAGAGCCAAAGCCACACCACCCAUCAUGCACACCUUCUUCAGAGGCACCAUUGAGAGCAUACUAUCGAGCUGCAUCACUGUGUGGUACGGUGCUUGCAACGCAUCCUCCCGGAAGACACUACAGCGCAUAGUGAGAGCAGCUGAGAGGAUUAUUGGUGUCUCUCUCCCCUCCCUCAAGGACAUUUACGAGACCCGUCUCACCCGAAAAGCCCUCUGCAUUGCAGGUGAUCCCACCCACCCAUUACACAGCUUCUUCAGUCUGCUGGGAGGAGACUGCGGAGUCUCCGGGCCAGGACCAACAGACUGAAGGACAGCUUCAUUCAUCAGGCUGUCAGGAAGCGGGAACUCACUCUCAAACUUGCCUCCACUUCUCUUUUCUGCCACAGGCUCCACAGAUCUAUGACCCCAACACUCCCCUUCAGAUCCCACAUCCCCAAGGUCCUUCCACUCCCCCCUCCCACUAACAUACGAAAAACAUGCACCAGUCACUUUGUGCAGCAUUGGUCUGCUUAUUCUUCACUGUAUCUACAUAUGCCUUGCACUUUAUUUAAAUUUCAUUGCUAAUAUUUUGCACCUUGGGACUGAGAGAAAUACAUUUUCAAUUCUUUUUUGUGUAUAUAUUGUACAUGUGAAAGAGUUGACAAUAAAGAAAACUUGAACUUGAAUUUGAACUUGAACUUAAGUCCCUCAGGUGUUUUUCUUUGUUCAGAUAUAGCUUGCCCUGUGGAUGGGAGUGGAGUCAUUCUGGAAGAGACCAAACCAUCUAUCAAAUAACAUGAGGAGAGCUGAUCAGCAAGAACGUGAAUAAGAAAGUGUAAAAGGUUGAAGUGAGGGCGUGACGUGCAUUAGUUCCUGCACACAACAUGUCUCUGAUCACGUCACUGUAACAUUCUGGCACCAUGACGUCCACUGAAAUGACCAUCAGCGUAGCGUGUUUUUGGAUACAGGUCUUUUACUUCUCCACCCGCUCUGCACCCCUGACCCCUGCCUACGCCCCUGCAGGAAGGAUGAUGAAGUUUUACUCAGAAACUGGUGGAGGCAGAAUGAGGUCUAUGAGCUCAUGAGAGCUGCUCUGUUUACUGAACGCAUUCUAAAGCUACUUCACCUUUUUUCACAGACCUGAGGCUGAGGAUAGAACUGAGGCUUUAUGUCUGAAAAGCUUAAAGUUACAGCUUCAUUUCUGACUGAUACAAAACACUGACACCGGAGACUCCUUCCCUACAUGCAACAUUAACGUUAACAAGCUUUUUUUGUAUAUAUAAUUUUUUUAUUAUUAGUGGAGUGUCCUUGUGAAUGAGCUGUCACUGGAGAAGUUUAGUAUCAGUGCGAGCACAUGAAUAUAAACCUGUGCUAAUGUCAGAGCUGCUGUUCAGGAGAUUUAAUCAACAUGUGACCACCAAUCAGAGUGCAAGUUGCUAGUGUUGAAAACGAUCUGAAUUAUUCUGUGUUUAAUUCAUUUUAGAACGUUAUAUAAAUAAUAGUUAAAAAAACUGGACAAGAAAAACAAAUGUCACAAGAAAUGUUUAAUGGAAGUAAAAAGUUAGGACAUAUUG